AUGCAGCGGGACGAAUGGGACGAGCAGAGCGAGCUGCGGGAGCUCAACGCCCGCCUGGAGCUCUACGUGCGGCGGGUGCUGGACUUGGAGCAGGAGAACCGGCUCUUGGCGCAGGAGCUGGCCGCCUUGCGCGGCCGGGAAGGGCGCGCCUGCCGCUGGCAGGAGACGGAGCAGGAGGUGGCCGAGCUGCGCUGGGUGGUGGCCGACCUGAGCCGGGCUAAAGGCGAAGCCGAGUUGGAGCGCGAAGCGCUGCGCCGAGAGCGGGACCAUUUGGAGAGGCUGAGCGCGCAAGCCGGGGAGCUGCGCCGCCGCCGCCUGGAGCCCGAGCUGGCCCGGCAGCAGCAGCAGCUGGCGGGGCUGCUGGCCGACUGCGCCGCCCUGGAGGCGCUGCUGGAGCAGCUGCUGGGCGAGCACGAGCGGCUGCGGGAAGCGCGCAAGCAGCUCCCGGCCGCGCUGCUGCCUGCCCCGCGCGUCCUGCGGGCUGGGCGCGUGGAGCGGCGGCGGCUGGAGGCCGACUACGCGCUGGAGCUGCGCUGGAGCUGCGCGCAGAGCCUGGAGCGCUACGAGGCCGAGCUGCGGGCGCUGCAGGAGCUCGAAGGCCGCUUCGGCCACCGAGAGCUGCAGAAGCUGCGCGCCCAGAGCCAGGAGAGCCGCCGCCGCCUCGAGGAGCUGUGGCGCCGCUGCCAGGAGCUUUGCGCGCUGGGCGAACGGCUGGAAGAGGAGCGGCUGGCGCAGCAGGAGCGCCACGGCGCCGAGCUGGCCGAGUACCAGAUGAUAAUUGAAGCCCUUGAAGAAGAGAAGAACUACUUAACCGUGUCCAUUGCAGAGUACCUGAAGGAUUACCAUGAACUCCUGCAAGUGAAGGCCGCCCUCAGCCUUGAAAUUGCAACUUACAGAGUUUUGCUAGAAGGAGAGAAUAAUCAAUGGAUUCUCAUGUGGAAUGAAGAACAUGGAAGAAAAUUACCCCAAGAUGACCGAAAACUACGUUACGAAUACAGCAACCGAUACUCCGCUUAUCAACAGGAGAAAGGAAAGAGAGCUCUUCCCGCGAUUCCAAAUGUUGACCUAAGAUACAAAUUCCCACAAACAAAUAUUAGCCGCUCGGUGGUUUCUUCAUCUAGGACAGAAAGUGCUGCGAAGCAAACAGUUUUCCCCGAGAAAAAAGCGCUCCCAAAGGAACCCUUCGGGUUGGGACAGCAUCCUUCAGCUGCCGCCAAAAAGUACGUGACUCACGAAAGAAGCCUCAUAGGACAAAGAGAAAGACAGAGCUUUAUGUCGCCUUACCGGAUGAGCAGAGAAGGUGACGGUCAGCCAAGACCACCAGCGCCUGAAAGGAAGACUACCGAAAUGGGAAGUAUGGUGUCUGCUUUAAAAGAGUCCACCAUCCUUCAGAAGCAAAUGAGAAGGCCAAUGAGUUCUGAAGGCAUCAAGGCAACAGUGAUCGUCUCUCCACCUCUGCCUUACAGCUCAACCUCUUCUUCUAAAGGAGGUCAGUAUGAGACGGAAGAGAUUUUGGGUCAGAUCAAUAAACUAAUCAAAGAGGGCAAACCAGGAAAAGAAGAAAAAGACCUUUUGGUAGAAGGAGUUGAGCAGAAGGUGACCAAAGAAGCAACAGGUUCUGCCAUGAAGAACGAUGAGAAAUUGAAGGGGGUAGAAAAACAUGUUCAAAAGAAAGUUGAAAUUAAGGAAAGUGUGGAUAACAAAGAGAAUACAGUGGAACAGGAUAUCUUUAAAGAUAAGACAAAAGAAGAGAAAUUAAUGAAAGAUAAGAGGCCUUCUAGAAGAUGGGAGGAACAGGUUAAAGUGGAGGCAGAAGAAAGAAAGAAUCCAGAAAUCACAGCAACAUUUGGAAGGGAGAAAAUUGUGAGCAUCUCCUCAAAAAGCCAAGAAACUGUCGAAAUCCCCGUUCAUUCAGGACACACUGAAGGCAAAAUCCUAAAGAAGAAUCACAACACAGAGAUAACACUACAAGACCUCAAAACUUCUCCAGAAAAAUCAAAAAGUGGAACUGAAUUUAAACUCGGCAAUGAAAUAACUCAGGAUAAUAUAAGCAAAGAAGAGAAUUCUAAAGUAGAUACUUUACUCACUGAGAGUAUAGCAGAGAACAUCGUUUCUGACAUCCUUAAAGGUUUUGUACAAAAGUCUUCAGAGGAAGGACUUCCUCCUGAAGCUAAAAUAACUGAAAAGAAAGACAUUUCUGAAGAUGGAAAAGUGAAAACCGAGUUCAGCAUAGAGUCCACAGUUCAAAGAGAUGGACUUGGCAUGUCUAAUAAGUCUGAAUUGGAAAGUUUCUUAGAGAAAGAUAUUAAAAAAGUAUUGGAUGAUACUAAAGGAAGUUUAGAUGAAAAUGUCAUAGAAGGUAUAAUUAAUGCUGGGAUGAAAGGAAUGGAAGACAAGGCCAAAAGGACUAUUAAAGUUGAAAUAAUUGAAGAGCCUGCAACUAUAGUUGAUGAAAAGGUGGAGUUUUCAACACCAUUUGAAGUAGAAGAAGCAGAAGAUAUGUUACUCAAUUUGAGAGAACAUCCAUAUUAUAGUGAUAAAGAGAAAGCGACCACAAGUGUCGCUGGAGACCUUAAGGAAAAACAAGCCGAUGAGAUUGUGCCUCACGUGGAAGAAGUAUCUGAGGGGGAUGAGGUAGUGGAUGAAGAAAAGUAUUUUGUUUCCACUCCAGAUGAAUACCCAUUUGGAUAUGUGGAAGGAGAAAGUUCUACCUAUGGUCAAAUCCAUUUUGAAGAAGAAUCAAUUGUCAAAUAUGCUUGGCAAGAUGAAUUUCUGGAAGGGUCUCAAACCAACAUAAAGGAAACCAUGGCUUCACCAGAAUUGAUUUAUCAAGUAAUUGGUGCAGAUGCCAGACCCUUUAUUUCAAAGGCAGAAUCCCCAAAAGAAGAGGUGGCCCAUGCUGAAUCUGUAGUUAUUAAGAAGGAGAUUAAAAUCCCACAUGAAUUUCAGGAGUCAAUAAAGGAGGUUUUUUCUCAAAAGGCAAAGGACCCUAAACAUCAGUUGAAAGAGGCACUAGGAAAACUGGAAGCAACUCUUCCAGAACACGUGAAACAAGAACUCGGUGAACUCACAAAAGAGGACAAAGCUGAUUCUAGUACUUUGGAAGUGGAUAUUAAAAAAGUAGAGCAUCCCGAAAAAGAGGGUCUAUUUACUAUUGUUGCAGAAGUUAAUUUAUCCCAGACAAUAGACUCUGAUCAGUUGAGUACAGAAUUGCUUGGUGAAGUUGUGACCAAGCAGAUAAAAUUUCCCAAACAGUCACCAAAGGAAGGUAGCUUUGUUCAAUAUAUACAAGAACCAGAAACCUGGCAGGAUGAAAAACAUCAAGCAGAUGUUUCCUCCACACUUUGGACCACAGAAGAAACCAGUAAGAGAGAAGAGGCCUAUCCUUCUAAGGAGUCAUUUGAUAUCAACAGACGCAUCAGGCAUGUUGUAGUUGGUCCAACUGAAAUUCGCAAGACUGAACAUGUUUUUUAUGAAGGUCCUAUUUCUGAAACUUUAGAGUUUGGAACAAUGGACUUUACAACAGGAGUCUCAGGAGAUGCAGGUCAAUUCAUGAAGUCAGUGAAGCUGAGUCCUGAAACAAUGGAAACCACAGAAAGAAUAGUUUACAGAAGUCCUAUUUAUACAUCUGAAGAAGUGAGUUAUCCUGAAAAUUCUACUCAGACCCAGGUUUCAAGUGAUAUUAGAUCCUCCAAGCAUAUCACAUUGGAUUCAAAACAAAUUGUUGAAGAGGCCACUUUUGAGGGAUCAGCUUCAGACUUGUCAUCAGAUAAUAGCAGGGAUAUCUUUUCCAGGAUGGAAGAUCCCACAGCAAUCAGCACAUCAAUAAGACACAUUCAAAUAGAUCCCAAAGAAGUACAUAUUGAACGAGAAAUAUAUGAAGGGCCUUUUCCCACUGGACACUAUGAUCUGUCUGAAGAAACAGUAAAAAAGAUUACAUUAGGACAGAAGGACACACCAACAUCUGACCAAAACAUUUAUGAAGGUUCCUUCAGCAAGACAUCAGAUGAUGCUUCAAUCAAGCUUGGUGAGGAGAAGGUGCUGGAUGUUAACACUACAAUCAGACAUAUUAAAUUAAGUCCAAAGGAAUUUGUAAGUGAACAAGUUGUUUUUACAGAGCCCAGUUCUGAACAGCACCAAAAGGUUAGUGAAUGGGGGCAGAUGUUUCCUUCUGAAGGGUCAGUACAUCAUAUUAAACUAGGGCAGAAAGAAGUCCAGAGCCAUGACAUCAUGUCCCAAGGUUUUGUUUUGCAAUCUCCAGGAACUCUUUCUUCAAAAGAAGACACCUUGGGAAAAAUAAGUCCUGCAGAGAUCAGCAGAUCAACACAUCACAUUCAGAUUGGGCAAGGGCUCCAUGGUCCGGAUGCUCAACCCUUCAGCGGUAUGGAGUUUCCCCCUACAGAUGGCCCAUCAGAAAACAGUAGACCUGUUGGACAAAUCAAACUAGGACAGAAAGAAGCAUCCUUCACCUUCCACAUGGACAUAAGCAAAAUGGCUGGGAGAGAACCACAAGCUACCUUAGUUGUAUCAAGUAGGAAAGAGGCAGGCAACGGUCAGCCUGAAGGCAGCACGGAAGAGGCUUGGAAAGACCCAGAAGGUGAACAGAAGUUAGAGGCGUCCACGUUUGAUCAGACGGUGCAACUGCAAAGAAUGGUUGACCAACGAUCAGUGAUUUCGGAUGAGAAGAAAAUUGCCCUCCUCUACUUGAAUGAAAACGAGGGGGAAGAGGAGGAAGAAGAGGGACCCUGGUUUUAAACAGUAAAAUUUCCAAGAUUUGUUUUUAAAGCCUAGAAGCUUCAUUGCUGCAUCGUUGAGUUUUAAGCCUUGGGAUUUCUCAUCAUUUUGCCCUUAACAAGGAACUGAGGACUUGGAGCGUACAAUUUUCUGAUACAAUAAUAUUUUAGCAGCAUUCUUUGCUCAAAUUAUGUUAGAUUUCAUUUGACGGAUGCUGCGGACUCUCAAAGAGAUUUUU
This is a messenger RNA of Protobothrops mucrosquamatus (brown spotted pit viper), 4972 nucleotides long. It is a transcript of the gene SYNM, whose product is annotated as synemin. The record is from RefSeq and is a predicted model, not a curated record. Lineage: Eukaryota; Metazoa; Chordata; Lepidosauria; Squamata; Viperidae. Gene Ontology annotation, molecular function: intermediate filament binding; vinculin binding; structural constituent of muscle. The transcript has 4 exons. Bases 1 to 4755 code for a protein of 1584 amino acids. Gene Ontology annotation, cellular component: sarcolemma; neurofilament cytoskeleton; costamere. Gene Ontology annotation, biological process: fast-twitch skeletal muscle fiber contraction; intermediate filament cytoskeleton organization.